Molecule: messenger RNA, 3218 nt
Organism: Eptesicus fuscus (big brown bat)
Lineage: Eukaryota; Metazoa; Chordata; Mammalia; Chiroptera; Vespertilionidae
Gene: BRAT1
Product: BRCA1 associated ATM activator 1
Exons: 14
Coding region: 555-3011 (818 amino acids)
Biological process (GO): DNA damage response; cell population proliferation; positive regulation of protein phosphorylation
Cellular component (GO): nucleus
Source: RefSeq, a predicted model, not a curated record
GAAGGGUUUCGGUCUCCGCGCCGGUCGGAGGGAUCGGGACCUCGGGCGAAGGCGGGGAGCCGCCUGGGCUUGGCGUGCGCGGCCCCGGCUGCGUCCCAGCGGCACCGCGGCCGCCGUCCCGCGAUCCCUGUGGCCCUACCUGGCUGCCCGGGCCCGGCGCCCGCGGCGGGGUCCACAGGCCUCAGACUGACUCGGAGCUGCGGAGACCUAGCCUCGCUCGGGUGGAGACGGACACCCCGACCCGGGGGACCUCCUGACCCCGACAGACACCGGCCACCCCCCUACCCCACCCCCGCCGCAAAGCCCUCCCUGACCCCGGGCUGUUUAUAGGCUACACAUUGCACUCGGGGUGCGUGUUCCCGCGUGUACACGAGGGCCCCCCGCCUCGCCCAGGCCCCACACGCAGGUGCACACCGGCUCGGGAGGGACGGCCGUGUGGACACACCGCUGGCCGCAGCGUUUCCGGACUCAGACGCACUCGAGCACUUAGCUGCCCCGGACGUACCCACACCCCAUCGCGGGCCCACCUGCGGCCUCGGACCCCCGGCCUCGUCAUGGACCCCGAGUGUUCGCAGCUCCUCCCGGCUCUCUGUGCGGCUCUGGCAGACCCCAGGCAGCCCGUGGCCGAUGACACCUGCUUGGAGAAGUUGCUGGACUGGUUUAAAACCAUCACUGAAGCAGGGUCCAGCCUGCAGCUGCUGCGGGACAGCCCCUGCCUGGUGGAGCUGCUGCUCCAGGCGCUGAAGGCCCCGUGCCUGAGUCCCCGCGUCCUCGCCUUCUCGCUCCGCCUGGCGGGCCUGCUCGCCGCCCAGGAGGACUGCUUCCGGUUCCUGCAGCAGGGGGAGUUGCUGCCCGGGCUCUUCGGGGAGGCGGGCCCCCUCGGCGGAGCGGCCUGGACGGCGCCCACCGUGCGCAGCGGCUGGGUCCAGGGCCUGCGCUCCCUGGCCCAGCACCCCAGCGCCCUGCACUUCCUGGCCGACCUCGGUGCCCUGGACACCGUGGUCGCCCUGCAGGGAGACUCCAGCCUGUUCGUGGCCUCGGCGGCCGGGCAGCUCCUGGCGCACAUCCUGGGCCUGUCUCUGCGGGGCCAGGCCGAGGGCCCCCCCGGCCCCCGGGUGUGCGACUGGCCGGCCAGUGCCCAGACGAUCGUGGGCCACAUCGAGGAGUCCCUGUGCUCCCCCGCCGCCCCGCGGGUCACGCAGGCCCUCAACGUCCUGACCACCACGUUCGGGCACUGCCACCGCCCGUGGACGCAGGUCCUCUGGGUGCGGCUGAGUCCCCUGGUGGCCUGCCUGCUCGAGAAGGACCCGGUGCCAGCCGCACACUCGCUGGUGGACCUCCUCCUCAGCGUGGCCCGGUCCCCCGCGCUGAGCUCCGACCGCAGCCUGUGGGAGACGGUGGCGCGGGCUCUGGGCCGCCUGAGGCCCGCACAUGCGGGGCCCCUGGCUCUGGGGCUGCUGACCCUGCAGGACUGUCCCCAGGCCCUGAGCACCCAGGCCUUCGCCGUCCUCCUCCAGCCCCUGGCCUGCGUCCUGAAGGCUGCCGCGCAGGCCCCCGCGCCCCCAGGCUUGCCGGCCGGGCCCGAGGGCGACCCGGCGGCGGCGGACACGCUCCUGUCCUCCCGGUCGGCCUGCGUGGCGCUCCUGUGCCAGACCCUGGCCCACCUGGAGCUGCUGCAGCCCCUGCCCCAGCGCCCUGCGCCCUGGCCCCAGGCGCCCCUGCUGGGCGCCGCGGUGACGGUCCUGCGGUUCUGCAAUGGCUCGGCGGUGCCCGCCGCCGGCUCCGACGUGGGGGGCCGCCUCUGUGCCAUCCUGGCCGGCUGCGUCCGCGUCCAGCGCGCGGCCCUCGGCUUCCUGGGGGCGCUGUCUGAGGACACAGGGCCCCCAGAGCUGGUGACGCAGGUGUUUGCCGUCCUCCUGGAUUACCUCCGGAGCCCCGACUCCAGCCCCACGGUUCUGAAGAAGGCCUUCCAGGCCACGCUGCAGUGGCUCCUGAGCGCCCCCGCGCCCCCCGGCUGCUGCGCCCUGGACCCCCCCACCCAGCUGUUCCUCAGAGAGCUUCUCCCUGUGCUGCAGAGGCGCCUGUGCAGCCCCUGCUGGGAGGUGCGGGACUCGGGCCUCGAGUUCCUGACCCAGGUGGUCGGACACUGGGCAGGACAGGCCGGCUUCCGACACGCGCUCCUGGCGUCCGAGGUGCCCGAGCUCGCGCAGCAGCUCCUGCAGGACCCUGAGAGCUACGUCCGAGCCAGCGCCGUGACCGCCGUGGGGCAGCUCUCCAGCCGAGGGCUGCACGCCACCCCCGCCGGCCCUGAGCACCCCGGGGGCCCGCAGAAGAGCCUGCUCCUGGAGCUGCUGCACGUGCUGGCCACCGACGCGGAGGGCUUCCCCCGCCGGGCCGCCAUGCAGGUCUUCACCCAGUGGCUGCGGGACGGCCACGCCGAGGCGGCCGAGGACACGGAGCGCUUCGUGGCCAGGGUGCUCCAGGCGGCGAGCCGGGACCUGGACUGGGAGGUCCGGGCCCAGGGUCUGGAGCUGGCGCGGGUGUUCCUGGAGCAGACGCUGGGCCCUCACGCCGAGGCCGCCCCGGAGGCCGCCGCCCCGGCCCGCGUGGCCCAGGCCCUGCGCGCCGCCUGCCGCGUGCAGCUCGUGGAGUUCGCCUUGCGCGCCCUGUUUGACUACGACCGGCCCGUGGCCCGGAAGUCCUGUGACCUCCUCCUCUUCCUGCGGGACCAGGCCGCCCCCGGGGACGGCGUGCAGGAGGCGGGGGGCAGCCCCGACGUGGCCCCCGUGGAGGCCGCCCUGCAGAGGUGGCGGGCAGGCGAGCAGGGCCAGCCCCUGGGGCCCCUGGAGCCCGAGGCCGUGCUGGCCGUGCUGCGGUCCAUGGACCUGGAGGGCCUCCGGGGGGCGCUGGCCGAGAGCAGUGACCACGUGGAGCGGAACCCCCAGUCGCUCCUGCAGGACAUGCUGGCCACCGUGGGCCUCCUGGGGGACAACGAGGCCGACUGCUACUGAGGGCCCGCGGCGACCUCCCUGCCCCCCCCACGACCUCCCUGCCCUGUCCCUCUGCUGCUGGGCCUUGUCCCUCCCUCAGGCCCCGGGCCCCAGCUCGGCUGGCUGCACAGGGACCCUCGGGAGCCAGGCCGGGGGAGACCAGCGGCCAGUCACGUGUUUGGAAGUGUAUUAAAGUGGCUUAUUUUCUACUAAAAAUAAACACCUGUG